CCAGCACAAAGGGUCCCCCUAGACCGAGAUUCGUUGCUUCUUCUCCUUCUUUGUUUCCAUUCUCCUAUUCUUCUCGGUUUUGCUGUAAGAUACGAAUACAACUUGCUAUUUUGUUGCAGAGACGAAUAGCUACUGAGUACAACCCCUGUCAACCGUCGUGUGGCCCCUUGUACCUUGUACCCUGCCACCACCCAUACGACGACCAUCAGCAUCAGCAUCAGCACACAAGCAACUGUUGCAACCACCACCUCAGCCUCUCACGUACAGCUGGCCCAAACCUCCUGGGCUGCAUUUUGGGCCAAUUCUGCCACCACUUGGCUACUUUUUGCUCCUCUUCUUCUCAUUUUCCUUCCUUCUCCAAUGAAGACUACGCAGUAAUAUCGCAGAUAUUCAUCCACCGGCCAUGGCUCCUCCCCCUCCAAAGGACGCCCCCGCGGCUUCGUCUCCCUCGUCUUCUCACAACCACGCCGCCGCAGCAGACAAUACUCGACCUCCUACGACUGCUUUGCACAUGACAAUUCCUCGACGCUCCCAUACCGAUCCCUCACACGCCAGUCCCAUACACGCCAGUCCCAUACACGCCAGUCCCAUACACGCCAGUCCCAUACACGCCAGUCCUAUUCACCCAAGUCCCUUGGCCGCCACGCACUCCGCACAGCGAACCUCGAGAUCAAAAGCAAGGCGGUCCUGGGCCGAGCCCGACGCCGAUGGCCUCCAGCAGCACCAUGAGCUCGAGACAAUCCAGUCUCGUGUGCCGAUUGCCAUCGAGGACCGCCGCGAAUCUACCCAUGCCCGUCUCGAAAUCAUCGCAGAGUCCUCGGGCCCGACGGUCUUUGACAGAGUUCGUGAGCAUGCCGAGGGUGUCUCCGAAAAGCUUGUCUGGAUGCGGCAGGAUCAAAAGUCCAACCGCCUUCGCCGCCGCAGAAAGCAGGGCAUGCCCUUUAAGGACCGAAUCGCAGCCAAGGCUGCCACCUUCUUCCAACUGUACAUUAUGCAGGGCAUUUUCCGUCGAAUGCCCUUGAAGCCCUCCAAAGACGGCCGCCACAUCCCUCUCCAGUCACACGCCUACGCUGCACCCCAUCUCAUCGACGAGCGAUCAGGAAAACCGUAUAUAAGCAACUUUAUCCGAUCUAGUCGAUACACGAUUUACGACUUUGUGCCACAGCAGCUGGUCUUCCAAUUCAGCAAGCUCGGUAACUUCUACUUUCUUCUCAUGGGUAUCCUGCAGACCAUCCCUGGCCUCAGUACCGUCGGUCGCUGGACAACUAUUGCACCCCUCAGCAUCUUUGUUGCCUUCAGUAUGGCCAAAGAAGGCCUCGACGACUACAGACGAUACCAGCUCGAUAAAUCCGAAAACCGAAGCACCACUCUUGUUCUGACAGAUUGCGUGGGUCAGGAUCGCCGUGGAGUCUCGGGCAUCAAAGCCAAGUCCCGCGCUGGCUGGCAUGGCUCGAAAAAGGGACCUGAAUGUGAAAUCGAUGAAGUACCCCUCGACGACCUCGAGAGCGCCUCCCGAACUACACAUAGCGAGCCAGAAGAUUGGGUUCUUAUGCAGUGGCAGCAUCUUCGAGUCGGUGACAUUGUUCGCCUGCAACGAGACGAGCCUGUCCCGGCAGACAUGGUCUUAUUGCACGCCACUGGCCCCAAUGGUGUGGCUUAUAUUGAGACCAUGGCCCUUGACGGUGAGACCAAUCUCAAAGCCAAACAAGCCUGCCCACCUCUCCUGGAACGAUGCGAUACGAUUGAAAACCUGCGAACCCUCAACGCCACCGUCAUCUCCGAAGACCCCAACAUCCAUCUGUACAGCUAUGACGGCCGAGUGACAGUUGACAGCGACACUGCGCCACUUUCACUUAACAACGUUGUUUACAGAGGGUCUAUUCUGCGAAAUACUGCUGGUGCCAUUGGCGUCAUUGUGAACUCGGGCGAGGAGUGCAAGAUUAGAAUGAAUGCAAACAAAAACGUCACCGCAAAGAAGCCUGCCAUGCAAGGCCCCGUCAACAAGAUGAUCAUGGUUCAAAUCGUCAUUGUACUGAUGAUUGCUACGGGUUUCUUGAUUGGCUACCUGGGCUGGCAGUCUCGUGAAAAGCACUCCUUUUACAUUGUGGAAAAGCGCAAGUACAACGCCCAGGUCCCCCACCGCAAUAUCUGGUUUGGAUACCUGCUCAUGUUCAACACCCUUAUUCCGCUCUCCCUCUAUAUCAGUCUCGAAAUCGUCAAGCUUGGCCAGCUCUGGCUUCUCCACGAUGAGGACAUGUACGAUCCCGUCUCAGACACCCCCAUGGUAGCCAACACCACCACCAUUCUCGAGAACCUUGGCCAAGUUAGCUAUGUCUUCUCCGACAAGACUGGAACCUUGACUGAAAAUCUCAUGAGAUUCCGAAAAAUGUCUGUUGCCGGUGUUGCCUGCCUCCACGAUAUGGAUGUUCUCAGAGACGAAAAGGCAAAGCAGACGAGAAUCGACACAAUGCAAAUGGCAAGAAGCAACAGAAAAUCCACUGCCUCUUGGCACAUUUCACAGAUGAACCGCCUGUCAUCGGAUGUGUACGCCAACCGCAACGCCCACUACGAAGCCGGAAUGGCUCCAGGAAGAGCCUCUACGGGCUCCGCAACAUACUGGAAGUCGUCUGCUCGCCCGGACGAAGCCCCAGAGAUGAAGACUGAAGAUCUCUUGCUCUACAUUCAGCGAAAGCCCAACACCACGUUUGCCCGUAAAGCCAAGCACUUCUUACUCUGUAUUGCCUUGUGUCAUACUUGCUUGCCCGAAACCAAAGAUGACGGAAGCGUGGAGCUGCAGGCUGCAUCGCCUGACGAGCUCGCGCUAGUAGAGGCUGCUCAGGAUCUUGGAUACAUGCUCAUCGAUCGACCGGCUCAAUGCAUCAAGCUCCAGUCUCGUGACAGCAAUGGCAACAUGCAGACGGAAACAUAUCAGGUCUUGGAUGUUAUUGAGUUUAGCAGCAAGCGUAAGCGAAUGUCCAUCAUUCUGCGUAUGCCAGACAAGAGCAUUUGCGUCAUCUGCAAAGGUGCCGACAACGUCAUUACCUCUAGGCUGAAGCUGAGCCACAUUGCCGAGCAAAAGGCCCGCGAGGUGGAGCAGAUGUCCAGCAUGCGCAAGACCUUUGAGCAGCACAAGCUGAACAAGAGACUCAGCAUGCAGGCGAGCGCAAAGAGUACCCCUCGCAGCAGCUUCAACAUCAAGCGAGGUGAGACGUUUGACCACAACGACCGACGCUGGAGCGCCGGACGCCUCUCCGCCGACUUGAAGAAGCCUGCACAUACUGAAGCCACUCCCGGAAAACUGAAGAGGAAUCGAACAGAAGAUUUCGGCACGCCCCGCACUUCGGUUGAUUUCUUGCGCAACCGACCUCUCUCUACUGUGAAUCCCGUUGCCUCGUUCGAUGCUGUUGAGCAACAGGUUGACGAAGGAGUGGCAGCCAACGAGUCGGCUAUUCUGGAGCGAUGCUUUCAGCAUAUUGAUGAGUUCGCCACCGACGGCCUGCGCACGCUGCUCUAUGCCUAUCGCUAUAUUGAUGAGGAGACAUAUACUUCCUGGAAGGCUACAUACAAGGAGGCCGAAACCAGCUUGGUGGACCGCCAGGAGCGUAUUGAAGCUGCUGGUGACCUGAUUGAGCAAAAGUUUGAUCUUGCUGGUGCGACGGCUAUUGAAGACAAGCUUCAGGAGGGUGUCCCGGAGACCAUUGACAUGCUGUGCCGUGCCAACGUCCGCGUCUGGAUGCUGACUGGUGAUAAGCGAGAAACGGCUAUCAACAUUGGUCAUUCUGCCCGUGUCUGCAAGCCGUACUCAGAAAUGUACAUUUUGGAUGCUGCUGCUCCAGGAUCUUUGUUGGAUACGCUCAAGGUUACCCUCAAUGACGUGAGCCGAGGCAUGGCACCGCACUCCGUUCUUGUGGUUGAUGGCCAGACGCUAGCGGCGAUUGAUGCCGACGAUGAUCUGGCUGUUUUGUUUUAUGACCUCGUCGUCCGCGUGGACUCUGUGAUUUGCUGCCGUGCCUCGCCGUCGCAAAAGGCCAACUUGGUCAAAGCCAUUCGACGAUAUGUACCCAAGAGCAUGACGCUUGCCAUUGGAGAUGGUGCCAACGAUAUUGGUAUGAUCCAAGCGUCGCAUGUGGGUAUUGGCAUUUCCGGCCGCGAAGGUCUCCAGGCGGCUCGUAUUUCCGACUACUCGAUUGCGCAGUUCCGCUUCCUACAGAAACUCUUGUUUGUUCAUGGCCGCUGGAACUACCUGCGCACUGGAAAGUACGUGCUGGCAACCUUUUGGAAGGAAAUCUUCUUCUACCUGAUGCAGGCGCACUUCCAGCGGUACACUGGCUACACUGGCACCUCCCUGUAUGAGUCGUGGAGUCUGACAACCUUCAACACGCUGUUUACGUCGCUGGCUGUCAUUCUGCUGGGUAUUUUUGAGCGAGACUUGAGUGCCAAAACGCUGCUCAAGUUUCCUGAACUCUACACAUUUGGGCAGAAGAACCUUGGCUUCAACUUUAAGCAAUAUGUUGGAUGGGUGGUGCUUGGUGUUUUGGAAAGCUGUAUCGUGUUCUACUUUACGAGAGCCGUGUAUGACAGAGGCCUCUCGACGGACGACACGAGUCUGUACGCAAUCGGUAGCAUCUGCUUUACCGUUGGUGUGGUGUUUAUCAACCUGAAGCUGCUGGUACUGGACUUGCACACCAAGACCAUCAUUACCUUUGGCGGAUUCAUCAUCUCUGUCGGCGCAUGGUUCAUGUGGAUGCUGAUCCUUGCUGUUGUAUACAACCGCGGCAACAGCAUCUACAUUGUACGCGCAGCAUUCUUGCACAACUUUGGCCGGCAGCUGGUCUGGUGGGUGACGGCAUUGAUUGCAUUGAUGACCAUUACCGUGAUUGAGCUGGCAGUGCAAGCUCUUCGCCGCGUCUACUGGCCCACGGACCAAGACCUGAUGCAGCGCAUCGAGCAGGACCAAGAGGCGCUUAAGGCCAUGGAAGAUCAUGAACGGGAUACCGAGGCUGCUAUGCAGCAAGUUGAAGAGGAGAAUGUAGCAGCAGCAGGAGGAGCGGUGGUACGUGAUGCAUCGCGUGCUAGCGGGCAUCGCUUUGUGCGUGUGAGCCAUGAUGGCAGCAAGCCGGAACACGGCGAGACGCUGCGAGAGAAGUUGGAGAAGCUCAAGAGUGAGCUUUAGGUGCUACGAGAGACGAUGACCCAAUUUGUCUUUUUUGGAUUUUCCUUUUUUUGGCGUUACAAGCAAGCCCUUUUUUGUUUUACGAUAUAUCAUACGCACGUCUAGGAUGAAGACGAGAUGACGGAGUAGAGGAUACAUAUAUAUAGAAGAUAGAAUACCCCCAGUGUGUACUUUAAAAUGCCAAUGAAAAAUAUCCCCUUUUAAAACAAGCUUCCUCUUGUGUAUACACACCAAAUUAAAGUCAUGUGAAAAAAAGUUGUAACUUUUGCAC
This is a messenger RNA of [Torrubiella] hemipterigena, 5444 nucleotides long. Lineage: Eukaryota; Fungi; Ascomycota; Sordariomycetes; Hypocreales; Clavicipitaceae. The record is from the annotation of a GenBank genome assembly.